This is a messenger RNA of Scylla paramamosain (green mud crab), 2847 nucleotides long. Its product is annotated as fatty-acid amide hydrolase 2-like. The transcript has 12 exons. The record is from RefSeq and is a predicted model, not a curated record. Lineage: Eukaryota; Metazoa; Arthropoda; Malacostraca; Decapoda; Portunidae. Gene Ontology annotation, cellular component: endomembrane system. The coding region runs from base 120 to 1697 and encodes 525 amino acids.
CGUGGAUCUCUGUUUACCCGACCGGCCGCUCCUUUCAGUCCCCCACACGCCGGCCGCUCGGCGCUCGGUCUUGGCAUCAGUGAGGCUUCAGCAGUCGCUGGGAAUAGUUGGCUGCCGCGAUGCUCAGUGUUAUCAUCUCCUUCCUGACGUGGCUAUACCUGUCAGCGGUGCGAUGCGUCUUCAGACUUCUGUGGUUGCCAGCGGGACCCACUAAGUUUCUCUUGCCGCCAAUCGACGAUCCAGCGCUGGUGCAGUCUGCCUGCACCCUGGCGCUGUGGAUACGACAGAGGAAGAGGAGUGCAGAGUCCAUCGUGGAGGCUUUCCGGCGGCGCGUGGAGGCAGUCAACCCCAUCAUUAACGCUGUCGUUGAUGAACGUUUCGAGGCUGCUCUGCGGGAGGCCCGGGAGGUGGACCAGCGGCUUGAUGCAUGCACACAGGAGGAACGGGAGGAGACAGGGCGGGCCCAGCCACUGCUUGGGGUGCCGUUCACUGCAAAAGAAAACGUUCUUGUGAAAGGGCUGAGCUGCACCCACGGCCUGGUGCUGCGACGGGGCAUGAAGGCUGAGCGGGACGCAGAAGUGGUGUGCCGACUCCGUGAGGCAGGUGCCAUCCCGCUAGCUGUUACCAACGUGCCGGAGCUCGGCAUGUGGAUCGAGUCCAUCAAUCCCCUGUAUGGCCGCACCGCCAAUCCCUACGACGUUAGCAGGACCCCCGGCGGCUCCAGCGGUGGCGAGGGUGCCUUGUUGGCCUCUUGUGGCACUCCACUCUCCAUUGGCACUGACCUGAUUGGCUCCAUACGGAUCCCUUCUUUCUACUGUGGCACUUUUGGCCACAAGCCAACAUCAGGCUGGGUGUCACUGGACGGCUGCAGAUGUCUUCCGUAUAAGAAUUACAUAAACAGGAAAAUUACAGUAGCAGGCCCGAUGUGUCGCUCCGUGGGGGACUUGGUGGUGUUCCUGGAGAGCAUGGCGCCCAGGGCGGCAGGUCUGGCGGCCAGGGUGGCUGACACGGACAUCGGAGCCCUCAAGAUAUGGUGGGUGGAUGGGCUGGACUCUCCCUGGUGCCGCCGCACGGAGAAGUCUCUACGCGAGGCCCUGCACGCCGCGCACCAACACCUGCAGAACUCCUUCGGUGCCACUACCUGCCGGUUCCAGUGGCCGAUGGACAUGGUGCACGCAGUGGACAUUUGGCUAAACAAACUGGCCGGCGAGAACAAAGACGAACCUAGCUUGCUCACCGAUAUGAAGAACCGUAAGGGUACCGUCAACCUGCUGGAGGAGUGGCUGCGGUGGGUAUGCGGACGUGGGCGGCAUAGCUUUACUCUACUGACCGUCUCCACCUCGCUGAAGUAUUUUUAUAAAAAAUUCCUGAACCCACGCUUCGACUGGAGGAAUGCUCAGAAAAAAAUGUUGGAAAUCCUCGGCCAGAACGGCGUGCUGCUGAUGCCCGUGAUGCCUGAGGUGGCGCCCUUCCACGGGGAACCCCAAUGCUUCUGGAAGGACAUGAACUUCACUGCCAUCGCCAGUGCCACUGAGCUGCCCAGCACUUCCGUGCCUCUUGGCCUCAGCAAGGAAGGCUUGCCCCUGGGACUGCAGAUAAUGACGACUCCAGGGAACGACCACCUGAGUCUGGCGGUAGCGGCGGCGCUGGAGGACAAGUUUGGUGGGUGGAUCUCCCCGUCACCGAUCACCAUCUAGCGCCUUGAUACAGCGCAAACAAAACCCAGGGGUGGAGUUGCGAUGCGCUACACUUGGUCACAAAUACACUGCAGGACUCGCCGCGUGGCCCGAGCCUUGAUUCCUUGAUCAGCGGUGUCGUUCUUCUCCUGGACUGGUGUAUGAUUGGUUUUAAGACGAAAAAACACCAUACUGAACUAAAAAGAAAAAACUGAGGAUCAAAAGUCAAGAGGAAUAUGUGUGAAGAGGAACACUUGAGUCUAAUGGAGUGAUGGUUAUGUAAAGUGUGGCCUUGUCUCAAGCUUCCUCCCCCGUCGCUCCCUCACCCCUUAGGUACUAGUACGUAUGGUACUUAAAAUGCAUACCUUGCCCGUGCCCUCUCUCACUCGCUCUCCGUGAGAUAAGCAACGAGGGAAAGGCAGGUGUGUUGACCCUUGUUGUAAACAUAAAUACGUACAAUAAUCCUUCUAUACUUUAAUUCUGUACAUUGUCUGAGUGCUUGAACUUUUUUUCCGAUGUAUCAGAUAGCAAUUUCUUUCACACACACACACACUCACACAUACAUAUCUGCACACACAUAAUUCGAUAAUUAUGAUUGUAACUUUUUUUUUCCAAUGAUACAUGAACCAAAUCGCACGUCUCUGAUGUAGAAGUGUUUAUCUGAAGCGUAGCUGUGCCUGACACUCAGGUGGAACUCAUGAACGAGGGUCCGAAGUGUCGCCGCGCUGACUGGUCGUCAAAGACUAAGAGUGAAGCAUCUCUAUCUGGUCCCGACGGGAACCAGUGAAUACUUUGUUUGUACCCUUGGUCUGUAGUCUAUGUAUCUUGUGUGUGUAUACACGGUGCCUCCUGCUAGCGAACGACACGGAUGUAAUCCCAAUACGAGACUAUGAAACCCAGUCCAGCACCUGAAACGCUCACAAGCAUCGUACAAGUCUUCGUCGUUUAAACAACCAAUGCAGCAACUAAUUUAUUCGACAGCGUGAGGAUGCAUUCAUUUACUAUACAUUUAUCUUUUUACUGUUAGUUACACUGGCUCAGUUGAAUUGGUGCGUUUUACAUCCGUGUGUGGCCUGAGUGGGCGGGCGGCAGGUGUUUGUUUGGAGAUCCAAGUUUGUCAUUUACCAAUAUUAUUAUUUGUAGUCAUGGGAUGGAUUAAAGAUAUUUGAGA